Molecule: messenger RNA, 1412 nt
Organism: Trichobilharzia szidati
Lineage: Eukaryota; Metazoa; Platyhelminthes; Trematoda; Strigeidida; Schistosomatidae
Source: the annotation of a GenBank genome assembly
CGGAUUUUCGAAACAACGGUUAUAGCCGUCCUAAACUGGUUGUUUACGUUGAACGAUGCUUUGCAUUAUAAAUAAGCGAAUUAAAAGGAGAUAUGAAAACCUGAUUGAGACCUGCAAGCUUAAAACGAAUGAGAGAUCUGAUGGAGCUUAUUGGUCCGUAUAUAGUAAACUCUACUCAGAAAUCAGAGAGUGACUUCAGGAGCAAUCUGGAACGCAUUGUCCUAGUUUCGGAUAUGGUUGAUGAUGAACUGACUAACCUUUUUUCAAGAUGUCAGUCUGUUUUGGGCAACCGCAUUAAAAUGUUGACACCAGCACCUUUAACUACCAUAGGUUAUUCUGAAGUUAACUCCUUACCUAUGGAAGCUUCUGCUAAGAAACUUUUGUGUCACCCGGUUGACGAAGAAUACAUAACAUAUCAUUUGGCUAACUCGACUCGGCUUCUUUGCAUGUUAGAAACAAAUGUUGGACUGCAAGGCGUUGGUGGUUUAUCGGAAAUUUCUAAAUUGCAACAGAUAUCUGGAGGAAACAACGGAAUAGCAUCAAAUUGUACUGAAGAAUAUUUAAGCGAAUUGGAGAAGGAAUGUAAUAAUCUGGCCUCAGAACUGGCUGAUUUAGAAUACUUGGAAAUUAUGCAAAACAAGGCAAUCAAAGAGAAGAAGUAUAUGGAUGAACUUGAAAAAAUUCUUAUCAGACAAAACUCUUGGCUAAAACUUCUAACAUGCAUAAUCACCUUGGAGUGUGAUUCUUGUAAACAAGCCUCAGAAUCUUUGGUCAGUCUAUUCCAGUCUAUUCAAACGCUUAAAGAUCAUACUGAACAGCUUGAAAGUUCAUUGGACAUGUCUUCAUCGAAAGACGGUUCUAUGGAUCCUGAGAAUGACUCAAAGUUGUUUGCAGAUGCAGUCGUUCAACUAUUACAAUGCUCUUCUGCCAGUUUAUUGGUUUUCGCCUCCUUCCCACUUCGAUCUGAGCUAUCUGAGAAACUGACAGUUGAAGAGAAUCGUUCAGAAAAUAUUCUUGAUGUCUUACAGACUGUUAAAUGUGAUCUGGCUUCAUCUCAAACUUCUAUUAAGGCUAAAUCACAGAAGUUAAAUAUUUAUAUACAAGAAGUUAAAAAAGAACUACUCGAGAUGGAAGAAACAUUUAACCUUUCAAGUACUUGUUCUUCAACUACUACUCCCCCACCUGCUUCACACGAAGAACGAAUCAAUCCAGAACGUUUUCGUUUUUCUUGGAAUGGUCUAUGUGCCUCGGAUCUGAUUGAUAGAUAUGUGAAUAUGAGUCAAACAGUAAACAAUCUAGCUGAUCAAUUGGAUUCAUUGGAACUUAAAGUCGAUUUGUCUUACGGGCGUUGAAGAGACUUUUGUAAAUAAAACUUCAUUUAUUUAUUUUUCCAGAAAAUAAAUCACUUUUUU